AUGUGGGUUCUGCGAACCCCUAGCCGUUGUCUCUUUCGGAUACCUGUUUCCGAACGAAGUGAAUUGAGGCGGUUGCAAAAAGCAAAUUUUUCGGCCGCUGAAAGCCUGAUAGGCUGGGAGGUCGAUGACGAAACGAAAAUCGGUACGAUCACGUUGCAGGCGCAAGCAACCUACAAUGCCUUGACGGUAGAGAUGGGACAAGAGUUUGGAGCCUUGUGUCACCAGAUUCGCUUGGAUGUCACAACCGGCGGUCAAGAAGUGCAUGCUAUUGUAUUGCAGGGUCAAGGUGACAAGGCUUUCUCGGCGGGAGGCAACUUUGAGUGGCUGCGAUCUUUGAGGAACAAUUCUGUCCAUCACAACGCCGAUCUCAUGUUGCAGUUUUAUCAUUCCUUCCUUUGUGUUCGCAGUAUUCCUGUUCCCAUCAUUGCUGCUUUGCAAGGACCAGCAAUCGGAGCAGGUGCUGGUUUGGCAUUGGCGUGUGACUUGCGUACAGCGGCUCCGAAACGGAAGAUUUUGGGUUUCAACUUUACGAAAUUGGGCAUUCAUGCGGGUAUGGGUGGAUCUCAUUUGCUAGAAGCAGCGCUUGGGGGACCAUCUGCCAUAAUGAAUGAGAUUUUACUGACAGGAAAGGUGCUGAGCGGCGAGGAAUGUUUAGAACGUGGGUUAGUGAAUAGACUCGCUAACGACGCCAAGGAAUCAGCUUACGCAUUAGCUAAUGAUAUUGCGAAGCAGCACCCAUUAGCUGUACGGACUAAUCUACAAACGCUUCGACAAAGUCAAGACAACGGUCUGGAACAGGCCCUACAGCGGGAGGCAUUGGCACAAGCCAUCUGCUACAAUCGGGAGGACUGGGGCGAAGGAAUCGAUGCAGUUGCUGAGAAACGAGAUCCGAUCUUCGAGAUAUAUCACAAAAAGUAAAUUGUCCAAUUCUGCUUC
This is a messenger RNA of Phaeodactylum tricornutum CCAP 1055/1, 936 nucleotides long. RefSeq names its product enoyl-coa hydratase. Lineage: Eukaryota; Bacillariophyta; Bacillariophyceae; Surirellales; Neidiaceae. Gene Ontology annotation, molecular function: enoyl-CoA hydratase activity. Gene Ontology annotation, cellular component: mitochondrion. The coding region runs from base 1 to 918 and encodes 305 amino acids. The transcript has a single exon. Gene Ontology annotation, biological process: fatty acid beta-oxidation. The record is from RefSeq and is a predicted model, not a curated record.